AUGGUGGUAAGGUGGCGGGUUUUUUGGUGCUGCUGCUUUACACUGCCACCACUCGGCGCUUUACGUUUGAAGGCGGCACGUUCCGUAGCGGAUCCCAGCGACGGUUCAUCUGCAAACCAAGGAGACGCCGUCACGGAGUCCUCAAGCACCAGGGAUGAAGUUCUAAGAGACAAGCGUGCCCAAAUCCUGUCACGUGGCCUUCCAAAACAAAAACCAAUAGAAGGAGUUAAACAGGUAUUGGUUUUGGCUUCAGGAAAAGGGGGAGUUGGAAAAUCAACAACAGCAGUAAAUAUAGCCCUCGCGCUAGCAGCAAAUGAUUCGACAAAAGAAGUUGGCCUGCUUGAUGCAGACAUAUAUGGGCCUUCAAUUCCAAAGAUGAUGAACUUGAAAGGAAAUCCAGAAUUAACACCAAAAAAGCUAAUGAGGCCCCUUAAGAACUAUGGCAUCGCAUGUAUGUCUAUGGGUUUCUUGAUAGAAGAGACUGCCCCAGUUGUAUGGAGGGGGCUUAUGGUAAUGUCUGCUGUUGAGAAACUGCUGAGACAGGUUGACUGGGGUCAACUGGACUAUUUAGUAAUUGACAUGCCACCUGGCACAGGAGAUGUACAGCUCUCAGUCUCACAGAAUGUUCCAAUUGCAGGGGCUGUGAUCGUCUCCACUCCACAAGACAUUGCUUUGUUAGAUGCACGCAAAGGAGCUGAAAUGUUUAAAAAAGUCCAUGUACCUGUUUUAGGACUUGUUCAAAAUAUGAGCGUUUUCCAGUGCCCUAAAUGUAAGCAUGAGACGCACAUUUUUGGAGCUGGUGGUGUAAGAGAUCUAGCGAAAAGCCUUGGACUGGAUAUUUUAGGAGAUAUUCCACUGCAUGUUAAUAUAAGGGAGAUGUGUGAUUCAGGACAGCCUGUUGUGAUCUCACAGCCUCAAAGUGAUGCUGCUAAAGCCUAUCUAAGAACAGCUAUGGAAAUAGUAAGACGACUGCCAGUACCUCCUGCUUGAAGUGUUUAUCACUAAAACUUACCAAUAAAGCAGCAGAAGAAGAGGCCGCUACUUAAUUAUAUGGACUCCAUAUUUGAUUUCUAAGAACUUGUUAGAAGUUGGGUUCCCAGAGUUUGAAAUAUGAUUGUAAUAGUUACUGUUUUUCAAGUCAUUAUUUAGCCAUGUCCAAAUGGACUGAACUAUGCAAAAGAUGAUAGAUGGUAUUUAACUGCUGGUUUGUAAGAUCACCGAAGAAGAAGAGUUAAAGUAUAGCUUUUGAAUGUCUUCCAUUUUAACAUCAAGAAUAAAAAGCAUCCUCUCCAGCCAAGCAGAAUGAUGAUAAGGAUGCCAGAGCGUAAAUCCUGCUUAAAAGAUGACAUUUGCAACACUCUAAUUCAUGUACAUUUUGGUUCAGCUUUUUACUUGCUUGUUUAAUUACCAACGUGACUGUAAAUAAGGUUUGUAAAAUUUGAAGUAGCUAACUCAGUUGUAUAACUGCAAGAUGUUUGUGUGUUCAUCUUAACAAACAAACAAAAAAGCCCUUCCGCAUAUAGUCUUGAAGGUUUUUUUUUUUUUUUUUGAUGGUGGAUCAUGAGCAAAUUCUCUUAUUAUUGGGUAAUACUAGAUCAUGAGGUAAUUCACGGUUUAUUGGAUAAUGGACUACAUGACCCUUAGGCAUAUUUCUUGACUGCAUUGUAUUGUAAUGGAAACAGGUAGAAGACUAGGUAACAAAAGGUCUUCACUGAAAACCAGAUGUUGCACCUGAGCUCACUUUGCCAGGGGAUACAAAUGAUGAAGAUGAAUUAAAUUAAUUGCAUACUCUUAAUGCAAUGCAGCAACUUCAGCUUUGAAUGUAAAGCUGCAACUUGGAAAGAAAGAAAGAUUUGAUCUUCAAACUGUGUGGCCGCUUUUUUUUUUUUUUUUUAAUUGCCUUGUAUUCUGUGAUCUUUAUUUUUGUGUUGGUGUGUGGAAGUGAAGAGAUAUGCCUUCGGAGAAUGAGUUUCCAUUUACAAUUAAAAGUUUCAAUUGACGUUUUGCCUUUCUCACGUAUACAAUCAAGUAUAGACAUCUUAGACAUGAAAUCUUAACCAUACUGAAAUCUAGGGAGUUUUGUUGUUGACCUUAGUGGGACCAAGAUUUUUCCUGUAGUCCAAGUAAUUACUGAUAAAUUUUGAAAUAGUUGUUUUUCAUAUUGAAGUGAUAGAACGUAAAAGGUUAAUGUUGCAUUAGGAACAUUUAAGUCAUAUGCACCCAGAAUUUACAUGACAAAGUUAGACAUGAAUUACAGGUUGAAUUUUAAGCUUUAGCUGAUUUUGCAAGCACAAAUUAGGUGCUCCAAAACUGCUUUACUUCCAGUCAGUACUUAUCCAUGUAAAUGAACUGCCUCCUCACCCACCAAAAGAGAUCUAAAAUCAGAGAUCAACAUUUCCAGUAGCAUAUUAUGCCCAGCCUUUAGAACUGACACUAAUAUUCAGUCCCUGUUGGUUGUCUAAUAUAUUGCAGAAGUUAAAGCUGGCACAGUGUUUUCCCCUUCGUUAUUUUCCCGAUAACUUACUGGUUUUUUUGAAUUGAGUUUUAUCUCCCCACAUAUUAUUUAUUCAUUUCUACUUUACCUACCUAUACUGAUGCGGAUGUCUAUAAGUAAUCCUGUGGCUGUUUGGCAUUGUAUAAUCAUAAAUCUUGGUGAGGGGCGGAGGAAGGGAUUUCUGACUUUUGCUUAAAAAAA
Molecule: messenger RNA, 2695 nt
Organism: Struthio camelus australis
Lineage: Eukaryota; Metazoa; Chordata; Aves; Struthioniformes; Struthionidae
Gene: NUBPL
Product: NUBP iron-sulfur cluster assembly factor, mitochondrial
Biological process (GO): mitochondrial respiratory chain complex I assembly; iron-sulfur cluster assembly
Cellular component (GO): mitochondrion
Molecular function (GO): 4 iron, 4 sulfur cluster binding; ATP binding; ATP-dependent FeS chaperone activity
Source: RefSeq, a predicted model, not a curated record